GAAACGGAUAACCAGCACGACGCUUUAGCAUCAUCAUCAUGUCGACGGGGCCGGAGCGCGACGAGGCGUUAUCGCAAGCGUUCUUUGAAUCGAUCGUCGCGUCGGCGCCCACAACCGCCGACCAGCACGACCGGCAGUACCUGAUCCAACACCUCCUGCCGUGCCUCGUGCCAGCUUUGACCAGUCUACUCCGGGCAGAAGAAGAGGUCCAGACGCGAAAAGGCCGAGGGGAGAACGCGCUCACCAUCAAGCCACUCGACUACCUCGCCAAGUACUUGUAUCGCCACAACCCACGGCACGCAGAGCCUUCGGAAGAGACCAAGAUGCUGACGCGAUUAGCCAAGAAACUCGUAGGGUAAUCGAUCGUGCAUAUACGUUCUUUUCGAUUACGACGUGUCGGGGGAUGCAACGGGAGAUGGGGACGCGACAUCAGGAGACGAAAGGGGAGAGAUGUAACCUUCGUCGUCGUCGUCGUCGUCGUC
This is a messenger RNA of Aphanomyces astaci, 482 nucleotides long. RefSeq lists its product as hypothetical. The record is from RefSeq and is a predicted model, not a curated record. The coding region runs from base 39 to 359 and encodes 106 amino acids. The transcript is spliced from 3 exons. Lineage: Eukaryota; Oomycota; Saprolegniomycetes; Saprolegniales; Verrucalvaceae.